AUGUCUUCGAACCGUGCAAAUGUGAACUUCACCCGCGACAAGCUCUUCGACCUGGCGGGCCGCGUCGCCCUCGUCACUGGCGGCGGCUCGGGCAUCGGCCUCAUGGCCACACAAGCUCUCGUUGCCAACGGAGCGAAGGUCUACAUUACUGGGCGUACCGGAGAGAAGCUUGACCGUGUUGUCGAACAGUACUCUCAAGGAAGUGACUCCAUCAUUCCGCUGACCUGUGAUGUGGGCGACAAGGCGCAAAUCGCCAAGCUGGUCAAGGAGAUCUCGUCGCGAGAGGCUUGUUUAUGCAUUCUCAUAAACAACGCCGGCAUCAGCAGCAAGACGGUCUCUACUGAGUCAGGGUCCGCCGAGGAAAUGAAGAAGAACCUGUUUGAUACCGAGAGUGCCCAGUUCUCUGACUGGACCGAAACCUACAACACCAAUGUCGCACAAAUAUAUUUUAUGACUGCCGCAUUUUUGCCAUUGCUCCAGAAGAGCACCGAGCGCCAUCCCGGGUGGAGCGCAACGGUCAUUAAUAUCAGCUCCAUCAGCGGGAUGGUUAAGUCAGCCCAGCACCACUUUGCUUACAACGCAUCCAAAGGAGCAGCUAUUCACCUCAACCGAAUCCUGGCCUCCGAGAUCGCCCAUCAGGGCCUGAAAGUGCGGGUCAAUUCGAUUGCACCCGGAGUCUUCCCUAGCGAAAUGACAGCUAAUGAUAGCGGUGAUGACCAGAAGAGCCAUAUUCCCAAGGAGAAGUACGCAAAGGUACCUGCCGAACGACCGGGCAAGGAUGAGGAUAUGGCACAGGCUGUCCUGUUCUUCGCUGUAAAUCAGUACCUGAACGGACAGACUCUCGCGGUGGAUGGCGGAUACACUAUCAUGGCUGGCCUAUAA
Neoarthrinium moseri is the source of this 882-nucleotide messenger RNA. RefSeq lists its product as uncharacterized. Lineage: Eukaryota; Fungi; Ascomycota; Sordariomycetes; Amphisphaeriales; Apiosporaceae. The transcript has 2 exons. The record is from RefSeq and is a predicted model, not a curated record. Bases 1 to 882 code for a protein of 293 amino acids. Gene Ontology annotation, molecular function: oxidoreductase activity.